This is a messenger RNA of Fusarium coffeatum, 303 nucleotides long. RefSeq lists its product as uncharacterized. Lineage: Eukaryota; Fungi; Ascomycota; Sordariomycetes; Hypocreales; Nectriaceae. The record is from RefSeq and is a predicted model, not a curated record. The transcript is spliced from 2 exons. The coding region runs from base 1 to 303 and encodes 100 amino acids.
AUGGGCUUCGCCGAAUCCGCCAGAUCUUGGAAGCUCAUUGACAAUCACAUCCUCCGAGCCGAGUGUCCCAAUCGUGCUGGUGAAUGGAUCGAAAGCGACCUUGACCUGGACACAUGCCUCGGCAAUGAAAACGGUGCGUUCCAGUGGGGUGGAAAAGACUUUUCGGGGAAGGCGGGCGAGAUAAAGCUUGAUGGGGUUUUUCUGACGGCGUGGCUGCCUGCGAGGGAUGGUCAGAUGAAGGGUGAGUAUGUCAUUCUUGAUAAUCGCAUUAGUAACGAUGAUGGCAAGCUACACUUUGCUUAG